This is a messenger RNA of Protopolystoma xenopodis, 495 nucleotides long. Lineage: Eukaryota; Metazoa; Platyhelminthes; Monogenea; Polystomatidea; Polystomatidae. The record is from the annotation of a GenBank genome assembly.
GCUCCUUCUCUCUCACGCUCUCCUUCGCCAGUCCAUUCCCCUUCUCCAUCAUCUCCGUUACUAUCUGCCUCAGUCUCACCACUUUCCAAUGAGGCUUCUACCACCAGAAACGAUGACUCUACCAAACAUUGGAUUCCUCUUGCCUUUGCCCGGUUGCAGACCUUUCUUUUCCACCUACAACGCGACAAUGUACACCUUGCUGCACGCUCUGCUCAAUUAUCCACCUCUCUAGCCUGGAUAGUAAGUGAGAUAGACCGACUGCUUAGCCUCUCUCACACGGAAAGACAGGACAAUUUUAGUCACCGAUUAUUGUCUUCGAGUCAUCAUCUAGCUAUCCGACUGGCAGAUCUGACUGGUAGACCUGAGUCCGAAGUGUCAGAGACGGAGGCAGAGAAUGCCUCACUUAAGCACCGAACGCAUUCGCAUGGCUCAAUAACUGAGAUAAAGUCUAAAACAAAAACUUUGAAGGUUAGUUGGAUUUUCUGUAUUAUCUAA